Messenger RNA from Oncorhynchus nerka (sockeye salmon), 4952 nucleotides. Its product is annotated as transmembrane protein 198-like. Bases 680 to 1696 code for a protein of 338 amino acids. The transcript has 5 exons. The record is from RefSeq and is a predicted model, not a curated record. NCBI's taxonomy places the organism in Eukaryota, Metazoa, Chordata, Actinopteri, Salmoniformes, Salmonidae. Gene Ontology annotation, cellular component: plasma membrane.
GCUAUGAUGUCAAGCGUUUUCAGCUGUUGGCUGGACGUUGGAGGGGAGAGAGAGACUCUCGUGGAGAAAAAUACUAUUUUAAAAUAAAGUAGUUUAGAGCUCUAGAGAACUAGACCCCCUUGGGUAUCGAUAUACAGUCCACGUCAGAGAGAGGGAAAGAGGAGGUGUGUAAAGGGAGAGACAUUUGCCUCGCUGUAGCCAACUUUUUACAGACGUGACUAGCUCGCCAACUGACAAACAGCCUGUUAAUACAAUGCCAUGGGAUUAUGAAUAAACAUGAUCAACCAAGAGCUCAAGUUCACGCAAGAUCGUCCGUUGAGAGUGUAAAUAACGCCCGACCGAUUUAAUUUUGGACACCGUUUUUGAAGAAGACGAGAACGUGGCUGAUUCCUUUUGAAUAGCCGACUUUUGUUGUAAAAACAGUGAAGAAGGACUUUUUUGUGCUCACUGUAUGUGCAUAGGAACCUGUUUUUCCACCGCUGCUUCGAUGUUCUGUUGUUUUCCGUUGUGUUCAUGCCUGACAAUUCCCACGGAAACAGACCCACAUAGCCGCUCGCAGUAGGCACACAAGCUGUUCUGAUGGACUCCAGAUAACAGCACCACUCUUCAUCCUCCAGCCCCAACCUUUAACCCCCACCUCCUCCUCAUCCUUGUCUGGUUGGUCUAUUGGAGCCCCAGGAUGACAGACCCUAAUGGGUCUGUGGGAGAGGGCUUGGCCGAGGUGGAUGCCUGCAGCCUGGAGAUCGAGAGGCAGUAUGAGGUCAUCCCUGCCGUCAUCUGCUCCAUGUGCUGCCUGUUCGGCAUCAUCUACUGCUUCUUCGGCUACCGCUGCUUCAAAGCUGUCAUGUUCCUGUCGGGCCUGAUGUUUGGCUCGGUCAUCAUCUUUCUGCUGUGCCACAAGGAGCGGGUGCUGGACACCCAGCUGAGCGUGGAGGCCUCGGCGGGUAUUGGCCUGGGCAUCGGCCUGCUGUGUGGCUUGGUCACCAUGCUGGUGCGCUCAGUGGGCCUCUUCAUGACAGGCCUCCUUCUGGGCCUGCUGCUCGCCCUCGCCGCCCUUCUGGUCACCCACCAGUUCUACACCCCCACCACCGUCUGGGUGCCCCUGGGGGCACUGCUGGGCACAGGCAUGCUGUUCGCUGUGCUCACCCUGCAGUGGCAGAAGCUCUUCACCGUAUUGUCUACGUCCGUGUUCGGGGCAGCCAUCAUGACGGUGUGCGCCGACUACUUUGUGGAGAUGCUGGCGCUUGCCAGCCACGUGUACGAGUGCCUGAGACUUUCGCCGCCGCCGCCGCUCUGCUGGUACAGCUGGGUGAUCCUGGGUAUCUGGCCGACACUCAGCUUUAUGGGGGUGCUGGUUCAGUGGAAGCUGACGGCUGAAGGCUUCUCACACACUGAGGUCAUCAUCAGCAGGAGGCAGAAGCGGGUCCAGUUGAUGCGGAUCAGGCAGAAAGAUGCCAAGAAGCGGCAGCAGAGCGGUGGACAAGAGGGCACUUACCGUCGCAAGCCUACCCCCGUCAAACGCUACGCAGGAGACCUGCUAGCACCGAGUUACCUGCAGAGUCUGAGGGACAGACAGAUGGGCACAGGCAACUCCCUCAGCAGCCUGGGCACUGCCAACCACACCAUGAUUGACUUUGACUACGAGACUGGCUCCACCGUGCCCCUCACCGCCACUACACCAGUCAUCAGGGUCUGACGCACCGAGGGACAAGCAGGAGACCAACCACUUGUUUCUUGUCCCUCCUCCACAGUCCUCCUCCCCUACAGACUGUUAUUUUAGGGCCUCAGCUCUUAUUUAGGCAAUGUUCGAGUCUAUUGAAUAGUGAAUCUACCUUCCAUUGAGCUGGAAUAGGGCCUUGAAUGCUGUCCAAGUGAAGAUCAUUACACCAAUAGUUCCUAGCACAACUCCAGUGUAACUCUCAGCCUAUCAUUGUUGGACGUUUGGAAUGGCCGACUUGAGAGUGAUGGAAUGGUUCCUCUGUCUGUGAGCUGUUCCCUAAGAGUUGUUGGGAGGGACGUUUGGCCUCUUGUUUGAUGUGUGCUGUAACCACUCUGUGUCAAUAGACUGUGCCUGUGUGGCCUCUCCCUGUGUUGUCUGCUCUGAGCGUGGGAGGUCCAUGUGAAAAGUCGGAAGGCCACUGAAGAGGGAGGGAGAAAGAGCAGAAAUAAUCUCAUCUGACUUCUUAGGUCAUAUACUUUUUUUGGUGCCAUUAUGAUUGAUUAUAUAUGGGAAAAAUCACUUGACUGAUGAAAACAGACUCUUUUUGCUGUUCGGGAACCAAUAAUGGGGAUGGAAAUGGCUAUGAAUAGCACGAGAGCUACCUCCUCGAGUAAUAUCAACUUUUACAAUUGGAGUUAUCUGUGCUUUAAUGACUUGAAAUUAACCAGUGGCAUGUAACUUCUGGUCACCUGACUUCCUCAAAGAAUAGGAGAGCAGCUGUUGUUGAGGAUGCACUGUGACUGGACAAAGACGAGGACAAGUCAAGACACAUUUCUCUGAUCUGUGUUUGUUGUCUGUGCGAGUGUGUGUGCGUUUGUAAUGUUAUGGUGUGUGUUGAUGUUUACUUGUCCCUUUUUGUAGGUAAAUGCCUGUAUAGUUGGGUGUAGAAGAUUCAGGUCCAGAGAGAUACACGGCAGCCAUUUUGUGCCUCAAUACAUUGAAGAUUAUUACAUGGGCAACUGUUACAAGUGAAAUGUACGUUUUCUUUCAUAGGAAUUACAGUGCCUUUUUUAGAGGUAGCAAUACUGCAAUACUAUAUAUACAAUGUUUCAAACCACACUCGUUAUGUCAUUUAUUUUGGAGCAGUAGCUUGUUUCAUGACAACUUAUUGGCAGUUUUACCUGUGCAGUACCUGUAUUCAGUAAUUUAUAUGAUUAAUAACGUUGAAGGACUAUGCUAUGGUAAAAUUAGAGUACACAUUUGCCAAAUUCUAGGUUACUAAAGAAUUAUCUGUGUUUUUUGAAAAUGGUAAUUUACUGUUUUAGAAUUUUAGAGGGAUAGUACUCUGACUAUUCUGAAUCUGUACAGAAUUGUCAAUAGGAAAUGUAAAAGAUAAACCAUUAAAUUAGUUUAAAAACAAAAGCUGUUUGAGUGAUUCCUCUGAGGAUAAUAAAUGGCUCUGUAUAUUUUCCUCAUAGUCACCUAGCAACAUCCGCUGCCAAAUUCACCCUUAGAAUCAGAGACACAGAGGGUCUCAAAGGCAAAAACAGGGGGGGGGGUCCUGCUCCCUGGUGGUUUAAGCAGUGGUGUUGCUGUGGCAGCUCCAAAACUUUAUCAACCCUCAAGUGUCAUGCAUGAAAGCUGCAAUUCGUCGGGGCAUGGACUCAACAAGGUGUCAAGAAAGCGUUCCAAAGGGAUGCUGGCCCAUGUUAACUCCCAAUGAUUCCCACAGUUGUGUCAAGUUGGCUGGAUGUCCUUUGGCUGGUGGACCAUUCUUGAUUCACACGGGAAAUCCAGAAGCGUUGCAGUUCUUGACACAAACCGGUGCGCCUGGCACCUACUACCGUACCCCUUCUAAAGCUACUUUAAUCAUUCGUCUUGCCCAUUCACCCUUUGAAUGGCACACAUACACAAUCCAUGUCUCAUUUGUCUCAAGGCUUAAAAAUCCUUCUUUUAGCUGUCUGGCAUUUAACAAGUGACAUCAAUGGAUCAUAGCUUUCACCUGGUAAGUCUAUGUCAUGGAAAGAGCAGGUGUUCCUAAUGCUUUUUAUACUCUGUGUACAUCAUAAAGGAAACAAGGACUGUUGAAAUGGUUUUAUUGUUGACUGUCAUUACUCAUUUGUACAACUACAUCUUGGAUGAAUUAACAGCUAAAUAAAAAUCACUGCACACAUAUAUAAACAUUUCCAAAUGGUACUGUAGGCCUACACACUGUGAAUUCCCUUUAGCUUGUAGGAGUCACAUGACUAUAAAAACAUCAAUACACAUGAUGAGGUUCAACAGAAACAUCAGUACACAAUUAUAAGCCAGUUAUAAAAUGUAGACAUCGUGAUGUGAAAGCUGGUGUUGACCUUGGAAGUCUGAUGCAACACCAAUGAUAUUAGGCUUCUCUUUAUGUGGGAAGGCCAUACUCUAGCCCUAUAAACACAUGACAUGGCGACAAAAAACUCACAAAUACUUUUUCAGACCCGUCCACAAGCCAAAAGUCAAAAGAAAACGAAGUUUCAAAAGUGCUGGGUGAACACCAUUGAAAUCAGUACACAUACUGAAAAGAGGGCAAACAACAACUGAAUAAUCCCAUCCACAUCUGUUGUGAGGGAUAGGAAGGGCCCCCCUGGAAGGCACCCAGAGAGCAUAACAAACAGCCUCUCCACACACUCCCUCAGAACUUAGUCUAACACGUUUGGGUUGAGGUCCUGCCUGCGUUACAUGGAAACAGAGAACUAGUAGGCCAUAACGAUAUGACACUCAAUACUCAACCUUAUAUAAGCACGUAUGUCUUACUUCAAAUGGCUUUCCCACUACUUACGUUGAUAAAGAUUCUAUCUCACGUUUCGAAGAAUUCGUUUGACAUAACAUUUCAGUUUUAUGUACCUUGACUGAUAACAUCUACUGGUACAUGGAAAUAUGUUAUUAUAUUGGUUUCACAGUGUGAACACAAUGUUAUCACAGAGUGGUUGUGGUUGUUGUUGUUGUGUGGUUCCCUGAACCGUUAAUUGUGAACACAUCUCACCAGCAACGUAUUGAGGUUUAUGGUGUCUGCUGCCCUCUAGUGUCUUGCUCCUAGCAGCGCAUCCAGCGUUCACUCAUGCUGAGCGGGUAGCCUUUGUCUACACUCAGUAGCCCGUUCACACGCCAGUACUUGUCUCCCUUGAAGAAGAAGAUGUUUCCGUUGGUCCAGGUAAAGGCAGCAUCAGGGUUGGAGGGCACCCCAGUGAAGAGAUUAGAGAGGGGUUUAGGGUACACGUUGAGGUUACUGUGGCGCAGCUCAUCCCACUGCCAGUACCCUGUA